AUGCCUUCCGCUUCAUCAUCCUCAAAAUCUGAAACCCAAUGGAUAUACGAUGUGUUCAUCAAUUUUCGGGGGGAAGAUACUCGUAAGAAUUUCGUUUCUCAUCUCUAUUCCGCUCUUGCAAAUGCAGGAGUCAACUCUUUUCUGGACGAUGAGAAGCUCCCCAAGGGACAAGAGCUGAAAACAGAGCUGUUCCACGCAAUAGAAGGGUCUCGAAUUUCCAUCGUUGUUUUUUCCGAAAACUACAUUUACUCUACAUGGUGUCUUGAUGAACUCGUCAAAAUCAUGGAGUGCCAUGCUUCUAGAGGUCAAGUGGUUUUGCCCGUAUUUUACUUCAUUAGCCAUUGGUCUCUAAGUGACCUGAGGGAUGUUUCUUUCGAAGUCAUUUUCGAUCAAGCUGGUGACAUCCACAGGGAGAAACAAUGGCAGAAUGCACUGAGUAAUGCAGCGCAUUUAUCAGGUUGGGAUGUUUUAAAUUACAGUUUAGCUGAACGGUUUGCUAUGAACACUAUGGCAGAAAGGCAUAGGAGUCCAAUUGUAAAUGAAAACACUGUUGUGAAGGAAAUUGUUAGUGAAGUUAUGGAAAUACUAGAUAGAACAUUCAUGUCUAUUACAGAUUUUCCAGUUGGAUUGGAAUCUCGUGUGCAACAUUGUAUUGGCUUUCUACGAAAGCAAACAAGAGAAGCUUAUAUAUUAGGGAUUUGGGGAAUGGGAGGGAUUGGUAAAACAACCAUAGCCAAAGCCAUCUACAAUGAACUUCGACAUGAAUUUAAAUAUAUCCUUAAAACAGAAAAGAUAAAGGUUUAUAGCAUUGAUUGGGGAAAAGCUAUGAUCAAGGAAAGGCUUUGCACAAAAAAAGACAGAGGCUAUGUCACAGAGAUACUAAAUGGUUGUGGACUUCAUGCUGAUAUUGGAAUAACAGUUCUGCUAGAAAGGAGCCUCAUCAAAGUUGAAAAGAAUAACAAACUUGGAAUUCAUGAUUUGCUACGAGACAUGGGAAGAGAAAUAGUUCGUCAAAGUUCACCUCUAGAACCACAGAAGCGCAGUCGAUUGUGGGUUCAUGAUGAUGUAGUCGAUAUAUUGACAGAACAAACUGGAACAGGAGUCAUUGAGGGAUUGGCUUUGAAGAUGCAAAGAACCAGCAGAGUUUGUUUCGGUACUGAAGCAUUUGAGAAAAUGAAGAGACUGAGACUUUUACAACUUGAUCAUGUACAACUUGCUGGAGAUUUUGGGAAUCUUCCCAAACAACUGAGAUGGGUUUAUUGGAAAGCAUUUUCAUUGACAUACAUACCUGACAACUUUUAUCAGGAGAAUGUGGUUUCUAUUGAUAUAAAAUACAGUUAUCUUAAACAAGUAUGGAAGGAGCCACAGUUGCUGGAGAGGCUAAAAUUCCUUAAUCUUAGUCAUUCCAAGCACUUAUCAAAAACCCCAGAUUUUUCAAAACUACCAAAUCUUGAGAAGCUCAUUCUCAAAGAUUGUCCAAGCUUGUAUGAAGUACACCAUUCAAUUGGAGAUUUAAGUAACCUUCUUCUGUUAAAUUUGAAGGAUUGCACAUGCCUUGGCAAUCUUCCAAUAAUAAUAUAUAAGUUAAAGUCAUUACAAACCCUCAUCCUUUCUGGUUGUUCAAAGAUUGACAAGCUAGAAGAAGACAUAGUGCAGAUGGAAUCUUUGACAACACUAAUUGCAGACAAUACUGGUCUAAAACAAGUGCCCUUUUCCAUAGUAAGAUCAAAAAGGAUUGGAUAUGUAUCCCUUUGUGGAUAUGAAGGACUGGCACGUGAUGUAUUUCCUUCUCUCAUAUGGUCAUGGAUGUCACAUACAGGAGGUCUUUCAGCCUGUACUCAACCAUUUGGGAUCAUUCCAACAUCUAUAGUCUCCAUGGAUUUACAGGACAGUAAUUUGGUUAAUCUAUUAUCAAAUCUCAGGGAAUUUUCAAAACUUCGAAGUAUUUGUGUGCAAUGUGAAUCAGAUUUUCUAAUAACACAAGAGCUAAGGAUGAUUCUGGAUGAGUUAUGCAAUGUAAAUUUUUCUGAAUCAGAAAACGCAUAUUUAUCACAAAUUUCAGAAAUGUCUAUGGUAUCACAUUUGAUUGGAAUGGGAAGCUACCACCAAGUCUUCGAUAUGCUUAGCAAUAGCAUAUCAGAGGUUCUUUCUCUCUUUUUCUGA
This is a messenger RNA of Sphenostylis stenocarpa, 2163 nucleotides long. NCBI's taxonomy places the organism in Eukaryota, Viridiplantae, Streptophyta, Magnoliopsida, Fabales, Fabaceae. The record is from the annotation of a GenBank genome assembly.